UCUCUCUCUAUUUAUUGGUUUUUUUUUGUUUUUUAAAUCACCCAAAGUGGAGUUGGGGUUGGGGGGACCCGUUAUUUCCAUGGCUGGCAUAGAAGGAAUUGCAGCGGUGGGAGGAGCUGGAAUUGGAAGUGGAAGUGGAAUAGGGGGAGGAGGAGGAGGUGUCUCAGUCUCAGAGGCUUCCCAGCAGCAGCAGCAGCAGCAAGGGACUUCAAGAGUGGCGGUGGUGGAGAGGCUGAACCCAGCAGUUCAACAGCAGCUAAACCUAGACUCCGUCAGGACUCGCGCCAUCAGCCUCUUCAAAGCCAUCUCUCGCAUCCUCGACGAUUUCGACGCCAUUGCUCGCACCAAUGCUGUUCCUAAAUGGCAAGAUAUAUUGGGGCAAUUUUCUAUGGUUAAUUUGGAACUCUUCAAUAUUGUCGAGGACAUUAAGAAGGUUUCCAAGGCUUUUGUCGUCCAUCCCAAGAAUGUCAAUGCUGAAAAUGCUGCGAUUCUACCUGUUAUGCUGUCAUCAAAAUUACUGCCAGAGAUGGAAAUGGAAGACAAUUCCAAGAGAGAGCAGCUGUUACUUGGCAUGCAAAACCUUCCCCUCUCCUUGCAAAUUGACAAAUUAAAGAAUAGAAUUGAUAUGAUUGGCGCUGCGUGUGAAAGCGCUGAGAAGGUCAUAGCUGAUACCCGCAAAGCCUACUUUGGUACUAGGCAGGGUCCUACACUUCUUCCAACCAUAGACAAGGUUCAAGCUGCCAAAAUUCAAGAGCAAGAAAAUUUACUUCGGCAUGCUGUCAAUCAUGGUGAAGGGUUGCGGAUACCCGUAGAGCAAAGACAGAUUACAUCUUCACUCCCAGUGCAUUUGGUAGAUAUACUUGGUGAUGGUGCCCAGACUUUUACAGAUUCAUCUGGAAUGUACAUGAAAAGUACACCUCCCCUAGCAUCAAGCAACACUAGCAGUCAGGGAGCCAUGUUACAGGCUUCUGGAGCACCACAUAUGGGAAGGGCAGCAGCUUCUCCUAGUGCUGCUAGUAGUACCUCUUUUGACCAUACAACAACGUCUCCACUGCCGUAUGCCAAUUCCCCGAGGUCUGGUGCAAGCAUGAUGAAUACUCCAUCUCCUCAGCAACAGUCACACCAGCAACAGCAGCAGCAGCAGCAGCAGCAGCAAAGGCAGAAAAUGAUGCAAUUGCCACAGCAUCAGCAGCAACUUCUCGCUCAACAGCAGUUUAGGCAGUCAUCAUUGCCUGGACUAGGGCAGAAUCAACAAGGGCAGCUGCAUGAUCUUCAGGGCCAGUCGCAACAAAAAUUCCAGGCGUUACACGGCCAACAUCAGAUGCAAUUCUCUCAGCCACUGGGGGCCCAGCAAUUUCAGGGAAGGCAGCUGACAUCUGGGGCCAUUCAGCAUGGUCUGGGUCAAAGCCAACUCAAUCAAGGAAGCCAACUGAAUCGUCAUUUAAACCAGUUUUCUAACCCUGCAAAUACUGCAUUAUUUAGUGCCGCUCAGAAUACACCAACUACCCAGAUGAUUCCAAACAUGUCAGCGAUGAUGCCAUCUCAACCACUUAUGCCCAGAAUGCAGUUUGGAAUGUCUGGUGGCAGUCGGACUCUUACUUCACAAAACCUCAGUGACCAAAUGUUUGGCAUGGGAACUACCAAUCCUGGAAGUAUGAUGCCCAUCCAGCAACAGCAGCAACAGCAUGGUUCACAAGGUGCUUUUGGAAACAUGCAACAGAACAUGCAGAAUCUACAACCUGGAAUGGUGCCUCUCCAGAAUACACCGCAAAAUCAUCCCAAUUUUCAACAACAAAGACCGCAAAACCAACAGUGAUAUUAGUUUAUACUUGAAAAUUCUUGUUCUAAUUAAAAUUUUGUUGGAUGACUUUCAUAGCAUAAGACGUGUACAAUGAUGCUGCAUAUCAGCAUCAAAGUUCUGUAUCACAUGUAUUGACAAUUCCAGCAUGAAAUGGUAAAUUUUUUUUAUUUU
This is a messenger RNA of Coffea arabica (coffee), 1972 nucleotides long. RefSeq names its product mediator of RNA polymerase II transcription subunit 8. The record is from RefSeq and is a predicted model, not a curated record. Gene Ontology annotation, cellular component: mediator complex. NCBI's taxonomy places the organism in Eukaryota, Viridiplantae, Streptophyta, Magnoliopsida, Gentianales, Rubiaceae.